AUGCACAAAAUCAAAACCAAACUAUUUCAAUUUCACGACAAACGAAAAUCCAAACUAUGGUUGGGUCCGCCCCUCCGUUGCUAUCAACGUCCACGAGAUACCGAGCGGAAUCUGAAUCUUAUCACCACCAUGCCUCGGGAGGCGGGCAAUGAGCAUCACUUAUUUUAUUUAUCGAUGAAGUUACACUUCGUACAUCAUUGCUUCGGUCUAAUCCAUUGUAGGUCCUCCAACUUUCAUAAGCCAGCAACCAAUAAAGAAACUGAACGAUUCUUCUCGACUUCCUCCACAAGCCAGGGAGGCGAAUGGAAUCUUGUAAGCCGAUCGUCGACUUCGUCUUCUUCGUUUUGUUGCACCUUCCGUUCCCUACGUUUUAAUUCCAUCCUUAAGAUAAGCUUGAAGCCAUAG
Molecule: messenger RNA, 405 nt
Organism: Lactuca saligna
Lineage: Eukaryota; Viridiplantae; Streptophyta; Magnoliopsida; Asterales; Asteraceae
Source: the annotation of a GenBank genome assembly